GGGACUCCAAUCGCUCCCCCAGAUUCCUAGCUCAACUUCCAGAGCUGACGUCAGCGGGCAGCCUUGGCAGUUCUCGCCGCUCCGGACAUAACGCUGUAAAAAUGCUGCUCUCCGUACCGCCAAGGACAGGAAUCAACCCAUACAACGGCUAUAACAGCAGAAACAGCAAAAAGCAAGCCUAUGUGUCCUCCAGCCAGCAGAUGGCGCCCCCCAGUCCCAACACCAACAGUAGCAGUAACAGCAGCAGUGGGGGAGGCGAACAGCUGAGCAAAACGAACCUGUACAUCCGUGGUCUCCACCCGGGUACCACAGACCAGGACCUGGUCAAGCUCUGCCAGCCGUACGGGAAGAUCGUUUCCACUAAGGCCAUCCUGGACAAGACCACCAACAAGUGCAAAGGUUAUGGCUUUGUUGAUUUCGACAGUCCAGCUGCCGCGCAGAAGGCGGUGACCGCCCUGAAGGCCAGCGGCGUCCAGGCACAGAUGGCCAAGCAACAAGAGCAGGACCCGACCAAUCUGUACAUCUCUAACCUGCCGCUCUCCAUGGACGAGCAGGAGCUGGAGGCCAUGUUGAAGUCCUUCGGCCAGGUCAUCUCCACCCGCAUUCUCCGUGACGCCAACGGGACCAGCCGCGGCGUGGGCUUCGCCAGGAUGGAGUCGACCGAGAAGUGUGAAGCCAUCAUUCAGCAUUUUAAUGGCAAAUACAUCAAAACUCCCCCUGGUGUCCCAGUGCCCACGGAACCCUUGUUGUGUAAAUUUGCGGAUGGGGGACAGAAAAAGCGACAGAACCAGGGGAAGUACCUACAGAAUGGGCGGCCCUGGACCAGGGACGGGGAGACGGGAGGAAUGACGUUAACGUACGACCCCACAGCCUUACAGAACGGAUUCUAUUCGUCCCCCUACAGUAUCGCCCCAAAUCGAAUGAUUGCUCAGACGUCCAUUUCCCCAUAUAUGCAUUCUCCUGUCUCCUCCUACCAGGUACACAGUCCAUCCUGGAUGCAUCACCAGUCGUACCUCAUGCAACCAGCGGGGACCGUCCUGACCCCCACGUUGGACCACGCCAUGUCCAUCCAGCCCACCUCCAUGAUGAGCCCCCUCACGCAGCAGCUCAGCCACCUCUCCCUGGGCAGCACCGGCACGUAUAUGCCCGCAAACACAGCUAUGCAAGGGACGUACAUCCCACAGUACACCACGGUGCCUCCUUCCAGCGUCUCAGUAGAGGACAACAGUGGUCAGCAGCAACAGGUUGCUAUAGAAACACCCUCAGAACACACGAACUACUCCUACCAGCAUAGCAAGUGAAGCAGAGAAGAGUUUCUACUUCUUCCCUUCAUCAGCUCUUCAAGGAGGUACAUUCUGGAGUGGGGUCAGGAGAUUCCCGCUCAGAGCCUGACAGUGGCUUCGGUCCCUAUGUACCAGGACACUAUGCACCAGGACUUUUACACAGAAGACAAAAAAAGGAAACUCAUUUCUUUCCGAGAGGACAAACACUUAUUUCGUCAGGCUUUUUCUUUUUUUUUUUUUUUUUCUUUUUUUUCUUUCUUCGGGAGUCAAGCAACCAAAGGUGGGGGAUGUCCACGAAGGAGAACCAACUUCUUUGUAUUUUGCUAACAGAAAAUCAAAGAAACAAAACAUUGAAAACAGGAUAACAAAUAGAGAAAGGGGGAAAUAACGAAAGCGUUACUUUUGUGCACGCAGUAUAGCGAGUUUUUUUUAAUUUUAUUUUAUUUUUUUAACAUUCUGGAGUUGCAGAACGAGACAAGGAAAGAAAGUUACAACACGACGUGUCUUUUUUUAAGGUUUCUUUUUGUAAAAUAUUCAGACUUUUAUUUUUUAGUUGUGUCUGUUUUUUGACAUUUUAUUAGCUGCAGUAGGACAAUUUUUGUACAGAUUCUAAAACUCGAACAAUGCAUUUUGUCCAGUUUUGCAAUGUAGGUUUGAUAUCAUUAUUGUACUUUUAAAAAUGAAACAUUUAAACACAAACCGCUUAAAGCUACUACUUCCAGUCCGUUCCAAAUUGAAAAACAUAGCUGAACAGCUUCCAUUAAGUUGAGAGGCAGAGCAUCUGGAGAGCAGAAAUAAUUGAAAAUGCAUGGAGUUACGCUAGAUGGUUAGGAUUAUUUAAAAUAGUCUUUUAAAUCACCGACCAUGUAACGGAUUCCCUCAUAUACAAUACCAAGAGUAUUUUUAUUAAGAGCAAAAGACAAUCAUGACUAUUUUUCUAUUUAUAUUUUGGUCAUAGUUCUAUUUUUUUAGAGUGUAAAAGGAGAAACACAAACGUAUCAUGUAUAGUUUAUUUAAUUAGCCUAUUUAACAAAGUAUGUAAAUACUUAACAUAGACAGAGGUUAGACAGCUUUCUAUCUGGAUAAGGGUCGAUGCUUAUUUGAGAUUUUAGAUGUUCUAUUCACAAACAGGUAUCCAGUUAUCAUGAAAAUAGGUAAAUUCUACUCUAACUCUGAAGCCAACAUGUGAGGAGAUUUUCAUUGGGUUAUUUCUAUAAAUAAGAAUCUGUUUCAAUUUUUUGAGUACCUUCUUGUCAUAAAACUAAAGUCCAUAAUGUAGAAGAUUUGUUGUUCCCUUUAGGGGAAAAAAUCUUAAAUAUUUUGUUCUAAUGUAUUUUGAAGUUUAAAGAAAUCAGAAAUCAUGCCCCCCAUAAAAUUACUAAUGUUUUUAUUUUAUUUAUAAGAAAACACUUCCUAUGAAUCCUAUGAAUUUCAUGCUAUAGCAUGAAAGAAAAUAUGAGAUAUCUGCAGUAGCAAACAGGAAGGACUGAUGCUCAUGCAACAUAAAUCAUUCAAAUUAUAAUGACAUUAAACUGUGUCAAUUCAGUCAUAACUGUUACGAAAUUAUGUUGUCCAUCAGAAAUGUGAGGACUAUGUGGCAUGAGCAGAAUUAAAUAUUAUCCAAAAGUUAUAUCAUUUCCCUCUAUCAAAGCCCCUAUAUAUGAUGUAGUUAUAUAUUAGUAGCCUAAGCAAUACUCAUCUCUUAGACAGCCUGUGGCAGUGCAAUCAAUACUCUCAUAUUUGUGUGUUGUAAGACGCAUCGACAAGCUACCCUUUGAGAAAGGGAUACCGGCUGUCAACACAAUAUGAGAGUUUAUCACGUGCAGAAGUUAAACAAUUUAAAAGCAUAUAAUGCUGUAUAGAGCCUAACAAUCUGACCAUACUCAGAAAAUGAACUUUCCGGAAUACCCUCAAGAACGGCAUUUAAAUCACUUAUUCGAAUUUAAAACAGGAAGUCAUUGCUCAUUAUUGCGAUCAUUUAAUUGUUGCCGUAAAGUCAUAUAUAUAUUUGUUUUGUAUAAACACACUGUGCAUUUUUUGUGGAGUGUUCUGUGGUGUUGAAUCGUUCUCCAACACACUUGUGUUAACUAAGCAUACGAAUAUCUCUGCUCUUAUAACAGUGAACGGUGCUACCGUAGCUCCGCACUGACAGCCUCCCCAGAAUACCCGCCGGCCUGCUCUGCGGGCAGGUGCCAGUAUUGCAGAGCACCGCGCCGAAGAAGUGGUUUUAAGCGGUUUCGUUCUCGUAGUUGCUGAGAAGACUGUUGGGCAAUCUCGCUUUUUUUUUGCGUGGACGUACAGGUCCAGUAAAUAGUAAGUAAUAGUAAGUAAACGUGUACAAAAACACUACAGAGUUGCAUAAGAAACGAUUUUUAAAACAUGUCAAAUUACGGGAAUUUUGUUUUAAAAUUGAGCGCCAUGUUUUGUGUCCGAUAAUGUUUUGUUGUAGAUGGCGGGAGUAGCUGUGGGUGGUUUUAGAUUUUUGCUUUCACGAUGCUGCUGUUACUUUGUUUUACUCCUUUCUUUCAGAUUUUAAAAAGUUGUUUCUCUUGUGGGGCUUUUAAUUCACUUGAAAACUUUUUUUAGAUUUAUUGUCAUUUUUGUUGAAAAAAAUGUUUUUUUUAAAAAGAAAUUUCUUUAGAUAAUGUAGAUCUUUAAUAGGGAAAUAACUUUUUUAGGAGUGUAGCUUUUAGCUUUUUUUAAAAGAUUCAUAGGAUUUUGAAAUUAUGCUUUAGUCUGUUUGUACACGGUUUGUACACGGUCCAUGCAAACCACAAAUUUAUUUAAACUUUUCUUUCCCAUGUUUCUGAUACUGUGCAUCUUUUUCGUUUAAGUGUUCUUUCUCUUUCUCUCAUAUCCAAAAAGGGCUUUUCUGCAUUCUUGGGGGGAUAAUUUGCAAUGAAAACUUAUCUUUCUUGUCAGCUUUGGGCCAAAAGUAAAACAGCAGUCAAUCAUAUUAAAGUUACCAUAGAAUAUUUCAGAUUCUAAACUGGCAUGGCGCUGCUUUAUGGAAAAUGUUAGUCGCCUGUCUUACAAAUUUAAGAUUACAAUCUCCAAGCAGAUGUUACAAUUACAAAAAACUGAGGGAGAAGCAUUUGGUUUAUAAUUACAAGUCAGUCACCAUUACCUUACAAAUGCUUGAUCCAUCCAACCAGACGUUUUCCAUGCCUUUUCUUUCAUCAAACUUCUCAACAUUUUUAAAGGUAUGCUAUGCAGGAUUUUUAGCCUUGCUGUGGUCCUGUGCUUGCAAUCACUGAAGUCUCCUCCUCUGCCCUCAACCCCGCCCACACACCGCCAUUGAGGGCACUAUGGUUGGGGACACCCUUGAGCUCAGCAAGCAUAGCUAGCUGGAUAGCUAGAGGAAACGUUACUUACAAGGACUCCCACCCCACAGGUUCUGUAGCCACACCCACCCCUCCCCACACAGAAAAGAGUGUCACGCCCAGAAACGUCCCAAACUCAUCUUAAAAUGCA
Anguilla anguilla (European eel) is the source of this 4757-nucleotide messenger RNA. RefSeq names its product RNA-binding motif, single-stranded-interacting protein 2-like. Gene Ontology annotation, cellular component: cytosol. Bases 102 to 1301 code for a protein of 399 amino acids. Gene Ontology annotation, molecular function: mRNA binding. Lineage: Eukaryota; Metazoa; Chordata; Actinopteri; Anguilliformes; Anguillidae. The transcript has 14 exons. The record is from RefSeq and is a predicted model, not a curated record.